UCGUGACGUCACCGCGCCAACCCCGGAAGCGGUGCCCUCGCGAGUCAGUCGUGUUUACGGUUUUGUGAGCGUCGUGUGGAUCACGGAUGUGUGUUUCCGGGCUUCGCGUGCCCUUAACUCGUGCUGUACGGUGUUCGGUGAAGCGCACGCGCUGCAGUGGUGGAGAUGAUCCCGGUGUCGGUGGUGGUGUGUGUGAUGGGAGGAUGGUGCUCGGUUUAUCUCAUGGACACUCUGAUCAGGUCGUCCAGCUCGCUGAAGGUCCGGUAUGAAUCGUGGCUCUCGUCCAGCGGUGUGUCUCUGUCCCCCUUCCACGUGCGCUGGAACACCAGUCUCUUCAACUCGCUGUUUGCCAGAUGUGCACGCCUCAACCCCCACUUCCUGUACAUAUGGUUCAGUGCUGGGAUGGUGUUCGGUGUCGUGGCCAUGUUCGGCUCGGUUCUGCUGCUCGCUCGCACUCUGCUGCAGACUUUGGCUCAGAUGAUGGCCGACACACCCGACGGUUCCCAUGAGCAGGUUCUGCAGGUGGUGGUUCCAGGUGUGAAUUUGCCCGUCAGUCAGUUGGCCUAUUUCUUCAUCGCUAUUCUGCUCAGUGGAGUAAUACACGAGUUUGGCCACGGGGUGGCAGCACUGAGGGAGCAGGUGAGGCUGAACGGCUUCGGCAUGUUUCUGUUCGUGAUUUAUCCUGGUGCCUUUGUGGAUCUCUUCACCACUCACCUGAACCUCAUCUCACCUGUCCAGCAGCUGCGGAUAUUCUGCGCAGGCGUGUGGCACAACUUCAUGCUGUGUGUUGUGGCGGUGUGUUUCCUCCUCCUGCUGCCGCUCCUCCUCUUCCCCUUCUACUACACUGGGGCAGGAGCGCUGGUCACUGAGGUGGUGGAGGGUUCUCCGUCCAGCGGCCCCCGAGGCCUGUUUGUGGGAGAUCUGGUCACUCGGCUGGAGGACUGUGAGGUCAGUGGUGUGGACGACUGGCACUCCUGCAUCCAGCAGCUCUCGCUCCAGCCUCAGAGAGGAUACUGCGUCCACCACGACACCCUGCAGCUGAACCGCGCCGCCGGCAGAGAGUUCAAGCGCCUGGACGGAACAAUGGAGUGCUGCAGCAACAACAGUCUGACUGACCUCUGCUUCUACUACUACACUGAGAGUAAUAACAAACUGACACAGUUUGCAUGUUUACCUGCUCGGAGGACGAUCCAGGUGAGUGGUAGGUGUCGCAGUAACUCGGACUGUGAAUCAGACGUGACUCCGAGUGUGUGUGUGAUCCCGUCGCUGGAGAAUCAGACUCGUCUGAUCCGGGUGAAACACGCCCCGCAGGCCGACAUGCUGUUUGUGGGCUACGUGUCGCACCUACAGUACUCAGUGAGUCUCACGAACUUCGUUCCUCGACUUGGUUUCCUUAACCUUGACCUGCCGGUGAUGCUGGAGACGCUGUGCAAGUAUCUGUUGUCACUGUCCGGCGCUCUGGCCGUGGUGAACGCAGUGCCGUGCUUCUCUCUGGACGGUCAGUGGAUGCUGAACGCUUUCCUGGAGGCCACGCUGAGUUCUCGUCUCCCGGAGAAGAGCAGCCGGGAGCUCCUGGGGUUCUUCGUCCUGCUGGGGGGCAGUGCUCUGCUGGCCGCUAAUGUCGCUCUCGGGUUAUGGAUGGUCACGGCUCGAUAACGGACAGCUUUCUCCUCCAAUCGGUGAUUGGGGGAGGGACUUUGUAUUUUUCUUUAUUAAUUCACCCCAAACUUCCAUUAAAAAAGCAGUUCUUUGAAAAGCCACCUUCUCUUGAAGGUCCUUUAAAGUUUCUGUACUUUGUACAGUCGGAAAUUGUGCACCAGUGUUUCUGAUUCAUUGUCCUUUAAAUGUACAGACGAGGAGAGUGGAGCGAAUAUUUUUGUGUAAAUGUCACUUUUUUAAGCAAGCCAGUCUCUGUAAAUAUAUUUGAACAUAAACAAGGCAGCG
Hemibagrus wyckioides is the source of this 1944-nucleotide messenger RNA. RefSeq names its product membrane-bound transcription factor peptidase, site 2 (gene mbtps2). Gene Ontology annotation, cellular component: membrane; cytoplasm. The transcript has 11 exons. The record is from RefSeq and is a predicted model, not a curated record. Gene Ontology annotation, biological process: regulation of response to endoplasmic reticulum stress; membrane protein intracellular domain proteolysis. NCBI's taxonomy places the organism in Eukaryota, Metazoa, Chordata, Actinopteri, Siluriformes, Bagridae. Bases 166 to 1656 code for a protein of 496 amino acids. Gene Ontology annotation, molecular function: protein binding; metalloendopeptidase activity.